Molecule: messenger RNA, 6211 nt
Organism: Calypte anna (Anna's hummingbird)
Lineage: Eukaryota; Metazoa; Chordata; Aves; Apodiformes; Trochilidae
Gene: MANEA
Product: mannosidase endo-alpha
Exons: 5
Coding region: 220-1593 (457 amino acids)
Cellular component (GO): Golgi apparatus
Molecular function (GO): alpha-mannosidase activity
Source: RefSeq, a predicted model, not a curated record
CGGCUGCUGGCGCCUGCGCACCUUCCCCCCAUCCUCGGCGGGGCGGCCAUCCCGCCUCACAGCCCUGCCCGGGCCUGCCCAGGCCUGCUCGGCCGGAGCCGCCCCGCCCGGCCGUCCCGCCAUCCCUCCAUCCCUGCUCCCCGCCGUCGCACUCGCAGCUCCCCUUCUUCCAGCGGUUGCUGCCAAAGUCCUUCUGUUUGGAUUCUGAACUAUGACAUCAUGGCAAGAUUUCGCAGAAGAACAUGCAUCAUUUUGUUGCUUUUUAUUUUAUUUAUUUGCUCCAUAAUGAUGGCUUUGAAGACUCUGAGACCUGACAGAGCUGGAUUUGGAGAUCCAUUUGGACUUGGCUUGUUACCUGAACUUCAACAGCGGACAGUGAUCUUAGAAAAUAAACAGAAUUCACUAAAUAGGGUGCAAGGAGAUACUGUAACACGUGUCAAUAAUUUGCAUAGUAUCACAGUCAAUACUAUGAAAGCAUCUAUGCCUUCUGUAAACAAACUGGACGAAGAGCUUUCUUCUCCUAAUUAUAACUUUCACAUAUUCUACUAUAGUUGGUUUGGUAAUCCACAGUUCGAUGGCAAAUAUAUUCACUGGAAUCAUCCAUUGCUGCCACAUUGGGAUCCCAAAAUUGCAAAUAAUUAUCCAAAGGGAAGGCAUAAUCCUCCUGAGGACAUUGGGGCCAACUUUUAUCCUGAACUUGGAUCUUACAGUUCCAAAGACCCGUCUGUCAUAGAAGCCCACAUGAAACAAAUGCUCUCUGCCUCAACUGGUGUAAUAGUGCUUUCAUGGUACCCACCAGGUAUGGCUGAUGAAAAUGGAGAACCUACUGAUGAUUUGGUGCCUGUUAUUUUGGAUUAUGCACACAAAUACAAUCUAAAGGUCACUUUUCACAUUGAACCUUACAAAGACCGAGAUGAUCGCAGUAUGUACCACAAUGUCAAAUACAUCAUUGACAAAUAUGGAGGCCAUCCAGCCUUUUACAGGCAUAAGACCAGCACAGGCAAAUUGCUUCCCCUGUUUUAUGUUUAUGAUUCUUACGUAACGCUUCCUGAAAUAUGGGCAAAUCUGCUAACAGCGUCUGGAUCACAGAGUAUUCGCAACACUCCAUAUGAUGCAUUAUUCAUUGCACUUCUGGUAGAAGAAAGACAUAAACAUGACAUCCAUAGAAGUGGCUUUGAUGGAAUGUACACGUACUUUGCCACCAAUGGCUUCUCCUAUGGCUCAUCCCAUCAUAACUGGGCGAGUUUAAAAGCCUUUUGUGACAGUAACAACUUAAUGUUUAUUCCAAGUGUGGGGCCAGGGUACAUUGAUACCAGCAUCCGACCAUGGAACAACCAUAACACUCGGAAUCGUGUCAAUGGGAAGUACUAUGAGACUGCCUUCAGCGCAGCCCUUCUGGUGCGUCCGGAAAUUAUUUCGAUCACAUCCUUCAAUGAGUGGCACGAAGGAACACAGAUUGAAAAAGCUGUCCCCAAACGGACUGGACAGAUGGUUUACCUUGACUAUAAGCCCCAUAAACCAAAUGUUUACUUAGAGCUUACUCAGAAGUGGUCUGAGAAGUACAGAAAAGAACAAGAACAGUGGCUUAUGUGAGCUGUUGCUGCUGCAGUUGCGUCCUGAGGCAUUGACUACCUUGAGAAAGAAAUUGAGAGCUGAAAAAUCUGUUGUUCAUCUGUCUAUAUUGUAAAUAUGUUUAAAUUAUUACAUUUCUUGAAUGUAUAUGUGCUACUACUGAAUUUUAAUUUUGAAGUGUAAAAAGAUGUUGAAAAUAUAGGCAUUUCUUCCUUAUUGGCUACUGUAGAGCAAAAAUAUCCAGGGAAAAUGUUAGGGUCUUGUUUGGGUUUGUCUUUUUUUUUUAAAAUUUGUAACUUGCAUGUUGAGCUUCGGGAACCUCUGCAUGGAAAAACUUUAGAUGACCAAAGUAACAAAAUCUGGCAUAGUUAUACUUCAUUUCUUCUUGUAUUUAUGUUUCUAAUGAAAGUGAUACUGUAAUUUAAAUUUUGAUCCUGAUUGCUUCUUGCAGGAUGCAUGUCUGCAAUGUGUGGAAUAAUCUGCAUUUACUGUUCUUAAUUCUUUGCACACAGGGAGCUCUUGACAUAUGGUUUUCUUGUAAAAAUACCAAGAAGUUAUGUGAUGCAGCACUAUUGUGUUCUGUUAACAGAUAAGAAAAAGGUGUUUUAAAAAUUGAGUUUCAAAGAAGAGCUGGAAGUUUCUAGCUUAAUUCCAUUCUGUUGGGUAUAUGGUGCAGACUUUUGUGGAUUAAUGGAUACUGACCAGUAACAGUUUUAUGUUAUUUUGAUUUCUUAAAAAUUGUUUGAAAUGAAGAGCUGGGGAAAAAAUAUUCAGAAAAUAUACUAAAACUUACAUUGUUAUAUAUUGUUUGCUAAUUAGCUGCAGACACAGAUCUGGUGUGUUUUUUAAGACGUGAAAAAAUUCUAAAGCUAAUAUCUUAUGAGUCCCACAAUAAAUACAAUUUUGGGAAAUGCAUUUUUGUUUCUGAUUUAGGAGCAGUCUAGCUUGCUAGCAGUUCCAGAAAGUACUCAGUUUAAUUUGAAAUAUGAAUUUUUCAUUUAGGCGUUCCAGGAUACAGAAUAAUAGAUAACUAAAACCUUGUUAUCAUUCAGAUAAGCUCUGUGCCGCCGCUACAUUUAAUAUUGUUGUGUGGCUAGAAAUGAUUACUUUCAGACCUAAGAAUUUUGUGUCAUGAUUAUUAACUGUUUUUUCUUAAUGAAGCUUGAAAGGAUCAAGAUACAUGGACGUGUCUCCUCAUCAGUCAUGUUUUUGCCAUAUUCAUACAAUUUCAUAGCAAAGAUCUAAACUGUGGAACAGUAAAGAUUUCACUGUUUCAUUUAUUGGAAGCAUUUCAUCUGUAGCAAAGUAGCUUUAUAGGUACAUAUACACAAGGUGCUGAUCUUGUGUUCUAGUUCAUAUGCUGGAACUUUUGUGGCCACAAAAAUGACAUUGAUUUCAUCAGGAACCAUGGGAAUUACAGUCUUUACUUGGUUCUUACAGUAAUCUGUCCAUGAAAUUGUAAAGUGAAUUUGUGGAUUUUUUUGGUUGAAAAAGAAAACAAACCCAAACAAUAUGCUUUUUUUUUUUCCUGAAACCUUUGCCAUUCCAAAUAAACAAAAACCGGUUACUAGUAGUAUUUUCUAGUAUGAAAGAGUUUUGUUUAUGUAUCUUUCACUUAUUUGCAGUUUUAUUCUCAUCUUUUCACUGCAGUUGUAAAAGAGAUGAAGUGUCAUAGAAUGCCCUCAACUGCUUGAAAAAAAAUGCAGACUUUGCAUGACAGAUACAUAAGCUGUUGAUGAUAAGAUGUUGAAGGGUGUCUCUAGAGUUAUUUGAGUCUUUUUAAUAUCUCUUCAUCACUUUUUGUGGUUUCCUACUAAAUUUCUGGGAAAAAAAAAGUUUACUAAUGCUUAUUUUGUUUUACAAAUGCUCAGGUGGAUAAACUAAAGUAGAAAUAGGCAUGACCACAGUCACACCAUAUUACAUGAAACACUUGCUAUAUUUUACCACUUCCAAAUUAACCACUGUCUUCCUUUAUUAAGGAAACGGAUUUAUACAUUUUUACUAUAAAUCCAUUUAAUAAAUAUAUGUAAUUUCUUUUUAUAAUUGUUAUAUUUUUAUGCUUUUACAGCCCCCAAAGCUCCUAUAUUUAUUUCAAAUGUGAGGGAAUUAUUAAUUUUUUCAUAUAAAUAUUUUAUAUAUUAUUUAAAAUCUUCUGACACCAGACCUUUUGAAAAGACAAGUCUCUGAUUUUGCUCUGCUUAAACUUUUGUCAUCCACUGGUCUUUUCUCACUAUAGUUGUCUGAGCACUUUACUAGGCAUGACAACCUUGCACUCAGCUUUCAGCUCCCUACUUUCUCCCUGUGGCAGAUUUUUUUCUCUAUGACUAUAGAAGUUGCUCCUUUUGUUACUGUGUAUAGAAACAUUUGAAAUUUUUAUUGUAUUGUACAACUGAGGUGAGGUAUCUUGUUUAAAAUAUAACAGUUUUAUGCUAACAGUGUAAUAGAUCUUCAUUACUCUGAAACACUUCUGUAGUUGUUGUAAAGGUAUCAUUUAGCCCUUGCCAUGAAGUGGUAAGAACCAUAGCACACUGAUGUCUAAUGGGGUUUUCAGAAGAAUUUACAGAAUUUUUGCAUAAAACAAUAGAAGUUAAAUGUCUAGACAUUCUUUGCCCCUGAGCACUUAGUAUUUUUAUGUGCUUGUUGUGUUUUAAAAUAUAAACAUGCAGCCAAUAAUGUUUUUUUAGAGUUUAUAGUUUAAUUUGAUGAUCCUAAGAAGAGCUGAUGGAAUAGCAGCUACUAGAAUUACCCUACCUGCCUGGCCAAUAUUUCUGUGUACUUAGAGCAAGUAUUAGUCUACUUCUUGUUAAAGGGGAUGGAGAGUCUUGCUGAUGGACUGCUGCUGCAGUUUUUGGAAAUUUGAGUAAAAACAGGUCUGUGGGAGGGGAGUUACACAAAUGCAAUGGAAGAAGAUUAUUUCAAGCACACAUUUUUUUGGGUUGAGGGUGGUAAAGCUGAAUGUAUUUAGAAGGUGUUUGCUCCAAGCUUUGCUGUUACAGUGGGAAAAAAAGAAAAGAAAAAGCCAAUGACUCCAAUGUUCAACCAAAACUGGUUGGAACCAGUUCCUUCCAAAACUCCUUCCAAAACUGUAAGGAGCAGUAUUUGUAAUGAAUUUCAGAUACGAAAUGUUGUUUAAGGAAUACCUAGAUCUUAUUUCCUUUUGGCUUGUCACUCCUAUUAUUUCUUGGCUAAUUGAAAAAUAAAAAUAAAAAAAAGUAAUGAUUACUUCUAUUAUUUUUACACUGCAUUUGAAUCAUCUUGCUAUAGUAUGUUGUAGUGCUUAGAGUGAUAUAUUACAUUUAUACUGAUUAGGCAAGAAAUACUUUGGGGAGUUCUAAUAGUGAUCAUGCCAUACUAUUCCUUUGCAAAUACAGAAAUACCUGAAGUUACCAAUCACAUACUACUGCUUUGAGUAUUCCCAGAGGUGAAAUGGUAUCUGAAACAAGUGGCAAGCCUUUGUGGUAAAAGACAACUUCUUUUUUUAAAAACAAUCUGUAGGUUAAUACCUGUGAUGAAGUAAAUUGUUUUAGUUCUGUGAGCUGUCUCAGAACUGAAGCUUAACACAUUUCUGAAGUAAGAAUUUGAAAUUUUACAAUAGUGUAUGAUUUUCAGAUCUAUAAACCUUGUACUAAAUUUUAAAGGAAGGAUGAUGUGCAUAUGGUGUUACUGUUUCAGUGGCAAACUGUAGAUUAUUGUGAAUAUAGUUUCUGUGCUGAUGUUCACUGUGUUUGUCUAGUGCCUUUCUUCUGGUGUGCCACUGAUUUGCUAAGAGGCUGUUGAAGUAGAAGGAUCUUUAAUGAACUCAGAACUGUUAUUUUGCUACUUUAGAUAAAAUUUGAUAAGUAUACACUCUGCAUAGUUUGAAUUAACAUUUUACACGUGGCUCUUGGGUUCUCUUGAAAACAUUUCACAUGAUUGUUUUCAGCACUCUUACUAGUAGGAGAAAGUAUCUCUGGGCACAUGGACAAGGAUGUACUGUAAUUUUUUGUGAAUCUUGUGUACCUUAAAAGAUGAAGUAUUUACAGGCAAAUUAUUUAUCACUUAAAGUGAAAUUCUCUUUUCUAGUCUUAAGGUAUUUUGCAAGUAUUGUCCCUCAUCUUUCCACUAUAUUGGUAGUGUCAAUAUUUCAUUCCUUGUUUUAUACUUUACUUUUGACCAGCAUGUUAAAUGUUGCAUAAACUUCCAAAGUGAUUUGUAUUUAAUUUCUAAGACUAAAUAGUUGUAAAAUUCAGUAAAGAGAGUCUACAAGACUAUAGGCACUGCAGAAAAACCUGAUAUGAUUUUUUUUUAUUGUAUAGCUAUGAAUUUUUUGUGAAUGGAUAGUGUAUCUUUGCUAUAUAUUUAACAUUAACAAAAAAUGUUAAAUUUAAUACUGUACCCGGCUGUGGCAAAGAUGCCUUUGCUUACAUGCAUUAAAGAAAAAUGUGUGUGUGUGUGUCUAUUUAUAAAUAUUAUAUAUGUGCAGACAUCUGAAGUAAUUAUUUUUAAGUACUAUAUCAUUGUAUUAAAACUACAGGCUGGAUUCUGCUACUUUUAAGUAAGAAAUAUUUCAAAUCCCUAUGAUGUUUACAAUAUACCUAGUUGCUUAUGUAUGGAUAUUUCAUGAAUAAUAAAUAUAUGCCCUUCGAAGUUUGAUUUAAAA